Baudoinia panamericana UAMH 10762 is the source of this 555-nucleotide messenger RNA. RefSeq lists its product as uncharacterized. NCBI's taxonomy places the organism in Eukaryota, Fungi, Ascomycota, Dothideomycetes, Mycosphaerellales, Teratosphaeriaceae. The transcript has 2 exons. Bases 123 to 401 code for a protein of 92 amino acids. The record is from RefSeq and is a predicted model, not a curated record.
CCUAUCCAUGGAGGCCUGCUCCGUAUGACGCAGUGUGCAGAGAGCACAAGGCGCGCCGCUAUGGACUAGGGUUCUGUCGCCACUGACAAGUCUGGCGAUUAUGCUGGGUGAACGGGCUAGGGAUGCCAGUCGCAACGCUGGAGGGCCUACUUAUUGCUCCUUACUAUAACAGAUUGCCGCGAUAUCGUACAUCAACACUUACGUGCCCAAACUGCUCACGACAUACCUGCUCGUUGUAUUCGAGCAACACAUCAGGGUGCACUACCUCUGCUGCAACAUCUACGUCGAUGGACGUGAUCUCGGCAUCCGCAAGCUCGAGCACAUCAACAGGCAUUCCUAGCCGUGCUUUGACUUCUACGCCUACGAGCGCCAACUCAGGCUACGCCACGAACCUAACAUAAGCACACUCCUGUGCUUGCCCAACCCGGCAUAACCCCAAUCUCUAAACCCAAUGCCAUAUCGCGCGCCCAUGUGGGACAUGCACGACUUCCGCGGAGCAUAUAUAUUUGGAGCUGCGGCCUGGAAGCCCGACUUGGGCGCGGAAGGGGAGAGUUG